AUGAAGCUCCUCGGUUGGAUGCACCGAAAGUUACGACAGAAUAGUAAUGAUGUGUUCAAAGAGUUCAACAACGGUGGAGGUGGGACCUGCAACUGCAUCACCGGGCUGGACUCACCGGACCCGGCCACCUUCCUCGCCUCUGCCAACGAAUACUUCGCCGGCGACCACCACUUCACCAACAAUCACUCAUCGCCGCCGGACGCCGACCUCUUCACCUUUGGCGGCAGCGGGCUCCUCACCAUUGGCACUCUAGGCAUCGCCGCUGUCGCGGUCCCAGCAAACGCCGACGACGAUGAUUACGAUGUCGACGUCGACGUCGAUGCAGACUCCGACUCUGACGACAACGACGACACCGCGGAUGAGGGAGACAAGGUCGACAGCGCCGUGACGCCCACAUUCACAUACACAGCCACAGCGCCGCCUCCGCCAGAGUCCGCGGCGGUCGUCGAGAAGGCUGCAGUCGCCGUGGUCGAGGCCAUUGCCGAGAAGGACGACGAUACCACCACGGAGGACGACCUGAUGGUAGUGAGUGCGGAGCUGGAGAAGGUCCUCGGUGGCCGCAACAGCGGCGCGUCCGGCGACCUGGUGGCGUCGGCGCGGGUGAGCUUCGCCAUGGGCGGCGUGGACUGCCCGCUGCAGGGCUUCCUGUUCGGCUCCCCCGUGAGCGACGCCGAGUCGCGCCUGGAGCAGCCGCGGGAUAGCAACGGCGGCCGGCGCACCUCGCUCGGCGAGCUGUUCAUGCGCACGCGCUUCGCCGACGAGAAGGUGGCGCUCGUCGCCGUCGAGGAGGGCGAGGACGGCGGCGGGGAUGGAGCUGCCGGUGGAGAAAGGGACGACGGGAAACCAGGGAAAGGCUGCGGCUUCCACAAGACAAUGAAGAAGAGGAGGGUGAAGGAUGAGAAAGUCCCCGGCGGUGAUGGAGCGCCGGCGAGUGCAGCGGUGACCAAGAGUAAGUUUCAGAAGAUCCUCCAAAUCUUCCACAGGAAAGUGUACCCUGAGAGCGCGGCCCUGGUCCGGAACCUGACCAAGAAGAGCCGCAGACGCGGCAGCGGCGCCGACGAGCCCGCCGAGCCGGCGUCGUCCAAGCUCCGGUGCCGCAAGGAGCAGCGCACGCCGGGGUUCGGCUGCUGCGCCAACCGCGCCUCCUUCGGUGGCGCCGCUUCUCCCAUCCACGACGACGACGAGGAGCUCAACAGCAGCAAGAGCGGCCACUGGAUCAAGACCGACGCUGAAUUCGCAAAAAGCAGUCUUGACAGAGAGACUUUCCAUACUGUUAUCGGCAAAGAAUAG
Messenger RNA from Miscanthus lutarioriparius, 1290 nucleotides. Lineage: Eukaryota; Viridiplantae; Streptophyta; Magnoliopsida; Poales; Poaceae. The record is from the annotation of a GenBank genome assembly.